This is a messenger RNA of Dermatophagoides pteronyssinus (European house dust mite), 1861 nucleotides long. Its product is annotated as prenylcysteine oxidase 1-like. Gene Ontology annotation, biological process: prenylated protein catabolic process; prenylcysteine catabolic process. The record is from RefSeq and is a predicted model, not a curated record. Gene Ontology annotation, molecular function: prenylcysteine oxidase activity. NCBI's taxonomy places the organism in Eukaryota, Metazoa, Arthropoda, Arachnida, Sarcoptiformes, Pyroglyphidae.
AUACAGUGGUAUACCGUAUACCCGGAUUGAAUUAGUGGGGAAAAUGCGUUUUUCAUUUUUUCAUUCACUAACGAGCCAAAUGUUUGUUUGUAGAUGGGCCAGAUGAAAGCCAAUUUUAUUGUUGUAGCUUUGUUGCUGCUAUCGUUGCAAUCAAUAUUAUUCGACCAAUCGAGAGCUGAUGAAAAUUCCAUUGAAAUUGAGGAUAAUUUAGAUCAAUCAAUAUUGCUCAACCAGGAUGACAAAUAUCGACCACAACAACAACAGCGAAAAGAAGAAAAAGAACGAUCCAUUCGAAUCGCAAUCAUUGGUGGCGGAGUUGGUGGUACGGCUGCAGCAUAUUUCCUCGAUGAACUGCUCUCGAAACAACAACACGAGAUAACUAUUUAUGAAAAAAAUUAUCGUCUUGGUGGCCGCUUGCAUACAGUCAAUGUUGAUCGAGAUCAUUACGAAGCUGGUGGUUCAAUCAUUCAUGAACGCAAUCAAUAUGUUGCCCAUUUGAUGGCCAAAUUCGGUCUGAAACGACGAGAAAUUGGAUCGGAUGAUGAUCGUUUAUGCAUUUUCAAUGGCGAACGAUUUGUAUUCUGUGAAAGUUCGUGGGAAAUCAUAACAAUGAUUCGAUUAUUUCGCUCAUAUGGUUUGGAUCUAAUUCGCCUGCAAAAAGAAGUAAACAAAGUGAUUGAUUAUUUCGAAAGGAUUUAUCAAUUGCAAAAUGAACAUUAUGCUUAUGAGCAAUUGAGUGAUCUACUGACGGCAAUGGAUUCGUUGAUCUAUAAUUUGACACGAACAUCAUAUAAACAUCUUCUGCAAUCUGAAUAUCGAUUAUCGGACGAAUUUAUCGAACAAAUAGUACAAUCAAUAACAUUGGUCAAUUAUGGCCAAACUAUAUCGAUACCGGCAUUGGUUGGUUUGGUUUCAUUUGCUGGAGCCGGUAGUCAACUGUAUUCGAUUGAAGGUGGUAAUAAACUGUUGCCACUGCAUUUGGCACAUUUUUCCAAAGCUCGAUUGUUGCUCAACACCGAAGUGAUGAAUAUCAAUUAUUUGGGAGAUCAUCGAUAUCAAAUCGAUUCUAAACGAACCGAUUCGUUGACCAAUCGAUCCGAUAUCUAUGAUUAUGUGGUGAUUGCCACACCAUUGUCAAGUCAAACUAAUUCGAUUCGAUUUAAUAAUCUGACCAAACGAAAUGAAUUGAUCAAUGAUAUAUUCAAUAAGUAUCAUAUGCAUCGAACAGUGGCCACAUUUGUCAAAGGACAAGUGUUGGACAAAUAUAAAGAUCUUUCCAUAUUAAGCUGUGAUAUUGAUGGCCAACAUGGUGGAUCGUUUUUCACUUCGUUAUCCAAAUUGAUGCCCGUUCAUAAUGUGGGACCACGACGAUCGAAUAACAAGGAUAAUGAGCAACCACAACAAUCCUCUGAAAGCAAUGUCCACAAGGUGUUUAGCAAUCGACGAUUAGAUCAUCAUGAACUAUAUGCUUUGUUCGAUCAAAUCGACGAUAUUCAGGAGAUUAAUUGGCUAGCAUACCCGGAUUAUCGUUCGGUUGGACAACCAUUACCACCGUUUCGUUUGCGUGCCGGCAUCUAUUAUUUGAAUGCAAUCGAAUGGGCGGCCAGUGCUAUCGAAAUGAGUUUGAUUGGUGCCAAAAAUGUUGCCCUAUUAAUAUGUCAUGAGCUCGAUGUUUGUCAUACGGCAAAAAAUCGAUCCGCUAAUCUUACUUCUACUUUGAUAACCGGUAAUCGGAUUGAACUGUGAAUAAUAAUUUUUCAACCAAAAAAAAGUCCUCUUCUAUGUGAACGGUCCAAUUGUGUUUGGAUUUGGCGAACCGUUUGAGUUGAAAUUGAUUUUCGAAUGCGGUUUUUCCGUUUGC